AUGACUGUAGAAACGGAUGUUUACGACGUUAUAGUCGUCGGGGCCGGCGCCGCAGGCUGCGUAAUUGCCUCACGUCUGUCCGAGACACCAACACUACGAGUUCUUUUGCUUGAGGCCGGCCCUGACCAUACCAAUGACCCGAAAGUUACUAGUCCAAUGCUCAGUCGGCAAAUGUUUGGCGAUCCAAGCUAUGACUGGGACUAUCAUACGAUCCCGCAAAAACACGCCGACAACCGGGCUUUUAUCCAGACGCGAGGACGAAUGCUUGGCGGUAGCUCAGCCAUUAAUUCCCACAGUCUCGUAUUUCCUAGUCGUGCGAUGCACGAUGCUUGGGCUGAUAUAGCAGGAAAUAAUACCUGGGCUUGGGACGAGAUGGAACCCUUUUAUGAAAAGUUCCAGACCGUUCAGGCGCCGAAUCAGAGCGACACACAGUCAGCGCCGUCAAUCAAUGGCCCAAUCAAGGCUUCUUUCACGCAGCGACGUACCGAGUUGGGAGCGACUUGGAAAGAAGCAUUUGAAGCCCUGGGCUGCUUCUAUCUGGGAUAUGCAUCUGAUGGUAACGCUAUCGGUGGCACAAUCACGACAAACGCAAUCGAUGGGAGACCUGGCAAGUGUGAACGAAGCCACGCAGGAAAGGAGUACUUGGAAGCGGCUCGUGGGCGUGAAAAUAUCACUAUUCUCCCCAAUACACUUGUCAAAAAGAUCAUCUUUGAUUAUGUAUCUGGAUCAGACACCAAGCCAACGGCAACUGGAGUAUUGGUUGAAAAGGAUGGCAAGCCAACUAUCCUUCAAGCUAAGCAGGAAAUUGUGCUUUGCACCGGAGCCUUUGGUAGUCCACAGAUUCUUGAACUUUCCGGUAUAGGAAAUAAGGAUAUACUGGAACAGGCUGGAGUGGAGUGUAUAGUACACCUCCCAGCUGUAGGAGAAAACUUGCAGGAUCACAUCAACUUUGGACCUAGCGUCGAGAUCAAAUCGCACAUUGAAACAUUUGAUGUACUCAGCCAGAGUCAGUCAACAGCAGAGGCUGCUCAAGCAGAGUAUGAGAGCCAUCGCACCGGCAUAUUAUCCGAAGGGCCAGCGUAUCAUUACGCAUAUUGGCCACUUCAAUUACUUGAAACGCCAGAAGAGGGCGUCGAAAUGGAACGAUUGGUGGGUGAGCUUAAAACCAGUGCAAAUCCCCUAGAACAGGCCAGAUUCGACUUCAACAAGAAGAUGCUUCGCUCGCCUGUGGAAGCCAGCGCAACCAUGGCCAUGAUACCAACCCUACGCUACAAAGAGCCAGGAGCGCCCGUCUCUGGUCGUUACUUGACAUUUCUAUCGAUGCUGUCCCAUCCAUUCAGCACAGGUUCGUCGCACAUUACUUGCAACGAUGAAGCGUCCCAUCCGCGCAUUGAUAUGAAUUUCUUGUCACAUCCCCUUGACACGGAGAUUCUAGUAAAGCACACACUUCAGACCCAAAGAUUUCUCGCACGACCGCGAUUCGCCCAGAUUCUUGAGGCUGGUGGAAAGUGGUUCCCUGGCAAUAUGGCGCCUGAGGAACUAUCUAGCGAGGAAAUCAGGACGAUUAUCAGAAAGUAUAGCGCCACAAACUAUCAUCCAUGCGGAACCUGUGUGAUGGCAAGGUCAGAUCUCGGCGGCGUUGUUGAUGCUAAUCUGGCCGUCCACGGCGUCGAUGGCCUGCGGAUUUGCGAUGCUAGUAUCUUUCCUAUUAUCCCUAGAGGCAAUAUUCUAACGACUGUCUAUGCCGUAGCGGAAAGAGGGGCAGAUCUUAUAAGGGAAGAGAUGGUCGGGGCUAUUGCCAGGGACUAG
Messenger RNA from [Torrubiella] hemipterigena, 1809 nucleotides. The record is from the annotation of a GenBank genome assembly. NCBI's taxonomy places the organism in Eukaryota, Fungi, Ascomycota, Sordariomycetes, Hypocreales, Clavicipitaceae.